Sycon ciliatum is the source of this 2514-nucleotide messenger RNA. RefSeq names its product putative mediator of RNA polymerase II transcription subunit 26. The transcript has a single exon. Gene Ontology annotation, molecular function: transcription coregulator activity. Bases 495 to 1850 code for a protein of 451 amino acids. Gene Ontology annotation, cellular component: transcription regulator complex. Gene Ontology annotation, biological process: regulation of transcription by RNA polymerase II. The record is from RefSeq and is a predicted model, not a curated record. NCBI's taxonomy places the organism in Eukaryota, Metazoa, Porifera, Calcarea, Leucosolenida, Sycettidae.
UUGAAGGGAGCAGAAUUGUUAUUUCAAAUAAUAAAUUUCUUUACUGUGGGGGCGUCGAUCCUGCUUGUGGUCGACGCUGUCCCCAUUCCUUGCUUCCCUAGACUGUCCUUUAUCUUGUCUUGUAAGUAAUUAGUUGUAAUCAAUAAUAUUCUGUGUUCAAUAGCUGCACUGAAUAAAUCUUCCCCAUGACAAUUCCAAGUAUUUAAUUAAUAGUUGGACUAGUGCAAAUACCUGUACUGAACAGUGAACGAUCCUAUCGUUUCGGACAAGUAGAACUGCUGCUUUGUUGUUGGACUAUAAAGCUCUGGAGGAGAAAUUCUGAUUAGUGGUCCUGACCAGGAGUCAAGAGUCAGCCUCGUCAUAAAGGCCAGUGACAGAGGACUGUGUGUUGAUUGUCGCAUAGGCCUUCGCAAUUCUCUCAUGUUUUCCUUCCUUGGACGUCCACUGCACGAUCUGGCUAUAUAUACGCUUGGAUUGGGGCUGAGUUAGCUGCCAUGCCCUUUCUGGUGAAAGCUGCUGAGCAGUCGGCGCAGCAAAAGCAAGCUGUGCGCCAGCAUAUCUUGCAGCAGAGGCGCAAAGAAUCUGAGCGAGGUGAGCUUCUGCAGCGGCAGGCGCUGGAGAAAACCUCCGUAGAGCAAUGCGAUGCACAGAUCCGUGAAGUAGAAGCUCACCUGGAGGAAUUGCAUCAGCGAAAACACGACCUGUUUACAAAGCUCAGACAAGUUCUUAAUCAGGAGGAUGAUAAAAGAAGGAAGACACAGAAGAAAGAGAUGCGUGAACGGCAGCGUGAGGCAAAGCCCCUUGCCAAGCCCCUGGAGAACAUGGCUGUUGAUGACAGGACCACAGAUAGGACUGGAAAUGUUCUACCUGGUACACCACGUAAAGACGCUUCUGGAAGGUGGGCCAAAGACAGUGGAAAGCGACAGCGAAGUCCAUCACCACCAACUGCUGGGCAUCACUACCCAGCGAAGCGUGUUGCAUCAGCACCACAGUCUCCUGGGGGUCAGUAUAAUGAGCAAGCUACCUUUGCACAGAGCCAGGUGAAUAUGCACAGACAAGCGCUACUGCAAAACCCGCAGCUGUCGGGCGGACAGCAUCGGCGCGAGUCACACAUGCAUCCCAUGCAUCAUCAACAACAACAGCAACCGCAGCAGCAGCAGCAGCCGCCACAGCAACCGCACCAACACCAUCAGCAACAGCGACAUGUGCAGCAUGCUGUACCAAUGGCCAUUGAGCACGGUGACGGCGCCAGUGGUAGUGCGGCAACGGGAGGAGUGACUGCAGUGCAUCAUGGUCAUCACCAUGUGCAUCGCAGUAGCAGCGGCAGUAGCAGCCAUCUCGACAGUCCCGGCAGUGGUGUACGGCACUCCUCGGUACCCCCUGUGCAGCAACUUGUGCCCUCGGGGUAUCAAGUAGUGCCGACCCAGAUGCCAGCAGACAUGCAGCAACAGCAGCAGCAGCAACAUAGUCAAAUCGGUGUGAUGCAUCACCACCAGGUGCAGCCGCAGCAGCACCACCACCACGGACUGCUGCCGCACCCCACUGGUGGCGAUGGGGAAUACCCUGAGCAUGGUGAUGUGCAGCAGCGGCUUGUGCACUUGGCGGGUGCCAAUGUAGCACCGCAACAGCAACACGUACAGAUCAUCCAGCAACAACCCCAGCAGCAGCAGCAGCAAGCACCAGUACAACAUGCGUAUGGCCAUGGUGCAUACACUCAUCGUGAUCAAGCAGCACAGUCACAUCAACAACAGCAACAACAACAGCAGCAGCAGCAGCAGCAGCAACAGCACUAUUCCUCCAUGCGCAGCAGAGGUAGCUAUCAUGGGUCCAGGUCUAAUUCUUAUUAUUGAUGAGAACCUGUCAGGACAGGUUUACUGCUUUCUCUCACUACUGCUGGCAGUGUGUAUGAAGUGCAUAGACUUUUUCCUGGCUAUUAGUAUUAGCCCAUCCAGGCAACCAACACAGUGUUCUUGCUAUGUUUAAGGUGUGUGCAUGCGUGCGAGUGUGUGUGUGUGUAUGUGGCUAGUACUUUGAAGUAUGUAUGCAUGUCUGUUGAUGUGUGCGCGUGUUCCCGUUUUUAUGUAUUACUAUAGUAACUUUGGCUUUUGUUCUGUCUGCUAUGAGACACAGAGGCGAUAUGACUCUCGAUGCUCACAUGUGCUGCAUUGCUUGAUCGUUUUUUGUUUUGUUUUUUUUAAUAGUUCAGCUCCUGCCCGGCAUGAGCAUGUACUGGCGAGGCGAGGUCGAAACUUGUGUUGUACCUCUGUUGGUGCUGGUACCUCUGCUGCUUUGUCACAGUUAUCGUUGUUAGUUUUUAAGAAGGCUUGAAGUUUGAAGUCCGCAUUUCCCGAUCUAUUCUCUAGUAAUGUUUCCAUUUGUGUUCACUGUUAUCUCUUCUAACGUUAUAAUUAUAUUAUGAGUGUUCAGCUGAGCUUUGAUACUUCGAAAUAUUGUCCUCAUCAUUGGUAAUAUUUCUACAUGUACAUCAGGCUGAUAACAGUCUGGGAUAUCUCA